AUGUCUAAAACGAGGUUAAAUAUGUUAGGCCGCAGCGUGGGCCGUUUGCGCGCCAAGAGCAUUCCCGUGAUCCGAUCACCACGGUCGUCAUCGAGCGCCGCCUUCGCCUGCCACGCAAAGUGUGGGCGCUUGACCGCCGCGCACCUCGACACACCGGGAUCGAACGCACCGCGAUCGCACGCACCUCCUGCGACCUGUAGCAGCUUCAAGGGAGGCAGGGCAGUGCACGGGUGGUGGGCGAGAGGUCAGUUGAACGCUGUGGUGUGGUGUGGCGCCACUCGUGGCACGGGCAGCAUGCAGCCUCAGGCAGAAGGACCCAAGUACGCCCAUCCGCAGGUGGUCUUCUUCACCUGCUUCUUCAAGGCGGCAGCGCUGGGGUUCUACCUGCUGGGAAGCUGGUUCACGAGCAGCUUUGUGAUUGACUUCGUGGUGUGCGUGCUGCUCAUCGCGCUCGACUUCUGGGUGGUGAAGAAUGUGAGCGGUCGCAUCCUCGUGGGGCUGCGCUGGUGGAACGAGACGGAUGAGGCCGGCGAGACGCUCUGGCACUUCGAGUCACUCGACCAGGCUUCGUUGGACCAGUUGAGCAAGACUGACGCAUGGGUCUUUUGGUGGACACUCUAUUGCACGCCAGCAUUAUGGCUGGGGCUGGGGCUCAUUCAGGUCAUCCGCCUCAGCUUCGACUAUCUCCUCAUCAUCAUCGUUGCUCUCGUGCUCGGCGCCGCCAACAUCUACGGCUACACCAAGUGCCGCCGAGAUGCCAAGAAGCAGAUCCAGCAGUUUGCAGCACAGACCAUGGCGCAGAAUUUCGCCUCCACUCUCACCUCUGCCCUCGCAAACGCUCCCUUCUGGAUCAUCCUCCCUGCAGGAAAAUUCGAGUCCCUGCGGAUCGCCGCAGCCCUCCAAGUGGUCACGCGCGUGUUCCACAGCAGCAGCGGCAGCAGCCGCAAGCAGGUGGGACCAAACGCGGGCAUGGGCGCGUACGCGCAGAGCGGCAACAUCGGCAGCAUCAACAACCAGAACACCGUCAACGACCAAACCGCGGACGCCACCAAAACCGGGCCUGGCACUCCCGGCGUCAUCGCGACACCUUACUCGCAGUACCAGAAGCGAGGAGCUACGGCGUACCAGACCAACACGCAGUCGCAGACGGCGACGACCAAUGGCAUCACCCCCACGUACCAGUUCGGCUCCACGUCAGCGACCAGCACGAUUACGGCCCUAGGCGGCGGGGGCGCCGGGUACGGCGGGGUAGGAGCUCUUGCGGGGGGUACGGGAGCGGCGCUCGGCGCGCUGAGCAGCGCAGGGGUGCCGUUUGCGACGUCGCUAAUGUCGACGAAUCCGACUGGUGAUCCUAUUGGCGAAGGGGUGAGGUGCGUGAGUCAGUUUGCCGGUGGCGGGUGCAGCGAGGAGGGGUUUCUGCCCGCAGCGCAUGCGAGCGCGAGGCCCAUCGAGGUGAUCUCUGAGCUUGGAGCGGCAAGGGCGUAG
Closterium sp. Naga37s-1 is the source of this 1485-nucleotide messenger RNA. Lineage: Eukaryota; Viridiplantae; Streptophyta; Zygnematophyceae; Desmidiales; Closteriaceae. The record is from the annotation of a GenBank genome assembly.